AUGCGCUCUCGGAGCGGUUCUGGGGUGCGGCUUGACCGGAUUCUGUUUCUUGUCGAGCAAACGAUUUGCGAGCACCAAAAUGCGAUAACAGCUUUAUUCGCCAAUCAAAAGGAAUUUCCAGGUUUUUGAACUGUUUUAUUUUAACUUUAUUAAAAGCGAUUCAAGGACAUGCAUGGGUCAGGGAUAACGUAUACAUUGCACAAGCUUUAUGGGCCUUGUAUCGUGCUUACAUGAAAUGCGCCGAUUUUGACGAAGACUUGUCGAAGGCCAAGGAGCUCGGAUUCACAUGGUAGAAACGAACGGGAAUAUUUAUUUAAAUCAAAAUUUUAGCGUAAAAAUGAUGCAGUCGAUUCUGGAGUGCAUGAUGUUGCAGGCCGACAAGGUCGAGCUGUUCAAAAACUUCCAACGGUUUAACUUUUUAUGAAGUUUUGCGAAUUGAAAGAUGGGAUUUAGGCCAUUGGACGCGUUGCAUUCAAAGUAUUCGGUGAAUACGAAAAGCACAGUUUGCGGGGAUUCCGAAUGGGGACACAUGCAAAUGGACGCCACCUCCUUGUUCCUGCUCACUUUGGCCCAAAUUACAGCUUCUGGUUGGUUAUUUAAACGUUUAUUCGAACAAAUCAACUAAUAGUAUGGUCAAAAUUCAAUUCCCUGUUCAAAAAUAAUUUUUUUGGAAAGCAAAACUUUAAAAAUUCGUACAUUUCUUCAACAAGGAAAGUUAAAAAAAUUUGAUAGAAAAAUAACUUUUUUUCGUAGUUUUUCAGGCAGAAUUUCAUUUGAAGAAUUACUUUUUUUCGAUCUAAAAUUGAAUUUUUUUCAUGUACUCUAAGGUUUUUUUGAUCAGAUUAUGAAUAAUUUUUCGUUGAAAAAUAAAAAAAUAAAAAGUGCUUUUUUUCAUGCCGUGUAACUUGUCAAAAUCGCACAAAUAAAAAAAUGUAUUUCCAGAUUUUUCUGUUUCAUGGCCGAAUUUCAAUAUCAGCUAGGAAUUUGUGAUCUUCAUUAAAUUCUGUAAAAAAAGAAUUUUAUUUGUAAAAUUAAAAAAAUGGCUGAACCAUUGGAAAUCGUGAAUUUUUUUAGUUCUUUACAUUUAAAAAAAUUAAUUCAAAUAAGAAAAAAACCGUUGGAAAUUUGACCUUAUUUCGACUUUUUUUAAGGUUCUUUUUCAAAGCUUUUUGAAGAAUUUCAGGAUUUCAAAAGCUCAGUUUUCGUUUGAAUUCAUUUCAUUUUGAUUUGAUAGUUCAUUUUUAUGUGAAUUUUACGAAAAACCAACUUUUACGAGAAAAGUUGUCGAAAAAUGGCACAAGUUGGGAUUUCUAACGUACCUUUAAGGAUUUUAGGACUUCAAAAGCCCAAUUAACAUUUUUAAAUAAUGUUAUUCUUGAUUUUAAAAGUUACUUUUUGCGUAAAUUUCAUGAAAAAAAUAACUUCCAUAAGAAAAAAACUUCAUAAAGUUGACAAAAGUUUAGCUUUCUGAAUUUAUUUUUCAAACUUAUUUUUCAAGUUCAAUGGUUCUAGAAGCUCAAUUUUUUUCUUUCAAUUGACGUUAAUCUUGACUUUAAAAAUUCACUUUCCAUGUAAAUUUUAUGAAAAAAAGUAGCUUUCACAGGAAAAAAACCGUUAAAAAAAGUCGACAAAAGUUUGGCUUUGUAAAGUUAUUUUCAUUGUUUUUUUAAGGAUUUUUAGGGUUCUAAAAGCUCAAUUUCCCUUACAAAUGAUGUUUUUUUGUUUUUAAAAACCAUUUUUCAAGCUUAUUUUAUAAAAAACCAACUGUACCAGGUCUCCAAGUGGUCCGGAACUUUGACGAGGUCGCCUUCGUUCAGAACCUUGUCUAUUAUAUUGAGACGGGCUACCGGACUCCGGUGAGCUUUUUUCUCUCAUUUAAAAGCAUUUAUUAUUAUUUAAGGACUUUGGGAUCUGGGAACGAGGCGAUAAAACCAACCAAGGGAUCAGGGAACUCAAUGCCACUUCCAUCGGGAUGGUCAAAGCGGCGUUGCAAGUGAAUUUCAAGAAAAAUAUUAAAAUAUCAUUUUUAACAAGAAAGCUGCAAAUUUUAAUUAAAUAAGGAAAUUUUAAAUUUCUUCUGAACGAGAAGAGGUAAAAUUUCUUGAAAAAUAAGGAAGCUGCAAAUUUCUUUCAAACAGGGAGGCUCCAAAAAGGUGAAAAAAUAUUUAAAAAAUUCUGAAUUUUUUUUAAAAGGCUCCCUGGAGCACGAAAAAAAUCACGUUUUAUAAAUUUUUUUGAAACACAAAAAAACUCCAUUUUUCUCCUCCGGCACGGAAUUUGAAGCGGUAUAAUUCGAUUUGAAAGAAAAAAAGCGUUUUUUUAAAUUUUAAUUUUUUUGAAUCUCUUAAAUCUCCUUUUUCCAGGGGCUCUAAAGAAAAAUCUCAGAAAAAGUUUCAUUAAAUUGAAAAAAAUUAUCGCUUUUCGAAACUCCCUUGUAAGGAUUUUUUUUUUACGUGCGAGUCUCCGGAAGCUAGAGAGCACUUGAAAACGAGAGAGCGUUUAGAGAAAAAUAGUACACUCUCUCAUUUUCGAACGCUCUCUAACUUUCGAAAAUUCAUAUGUAGAACCGACCAAAUGUUGCACUGAUAAACGAGAGAGCGCCCAGAGAAAAAAAUUAUGCCCUCUCAUUUUCGAACACUCUCUCACUCUCGAAGAUUCAUAUGUAGAAUUGAUCAAAUGAGGUACUGGUCAACGAGAGAGCGUUCAGAGAAAAAAAGAACACUCUCUCAUUUUUAACGCUCUCUAACCCUCUCUCUCUUGGCUCCUCGUGAAUUUUUUUCAUUUUUCCUCAUUUUCAAGGCUCUAAACGAUGUCGGGGACCUAUUUGUGGACGGAUCAAGAGGAUCUGUAAUCCACGUUCUUCCCGAUGAGAUCGAACAGUGUUCGGCCGUUCUUUCCAGCAUGCUACCCAGGGAAUCUUUCAGUAAAGUUGGUUUCUUCCAAUUUUUGAAAUUAUAGCAAUUUUCUUCAUUAAAUUCCGUUCAAUAGUUCUUCAAAAUUAAGAAAAAGUGGAAAAAAUGCACAUUUUCAGCACUUUUGAACACUUAAUCAAUGAAAGCUUUGAUUUUAAGACAUCUAAUUUAAAAAAAUAAAUAAAAACCUAGGAUGCACUUUACUGUUUCUUGAAUAAAUCGAACAAGAAAAUCUUUAUUUUUUUCCGUUUUCUAUGUGAAAAUUUGGAGUUAAUAUUGCAUUUUUGAUGUUUAAUGAUGCUUCAAAAUCAAGAAAAACUGUUCGAAAUGAAGGAAUAUACAUUUUUGAGUCUUUCUGAAUCUUUCUGAACAACAAAAAACGUUUUUUUUUUGUUACCCAACCAAAAAUUUGGAGGAAACCGACGCGGCGCUCCUCACGAUCAUCAGUUACCCGGCGUUUUGUGUGGAGGACCCCGAUUUGGUGUGCAAAACCCGAGAUACCAUCACUUCGCGGCUUCUCGGGAAAUACGGGUGCCGAAGGUUUCUCCGCGACGGCUAUCAUACGGCUCUCGAGGUUAGUUUAUGUCAUUUUUUCAACCUGGAAGUUAAGAAAAACUCAAAAAAGUUGUAUUUAUAUCAAUAUUGAAAAUCUACAUUGUGAUGCUGCCUCUUUACGUUGUCAAAAAGAAAAAAGAUUCCCUAGAGUGAUCACUUGAAAAAACCGAUGUUUGCUAACCGAGCAAAAUCUUCCACUCGAGCGACCACUACGGCCUCUUUAGUGAUCACUUGAAAAGGACAGAUUCCUUAUAAAUUUUUUUUUUUCUGCGAAUCAAUGGCAUGUUUCCCUAGAGUGGUCACUAACUGAACUGCUAAGGUGGCCACGACCCUAAGCUUGCGAAAGUGGUCCCUAUACGUCUUUUUAUGUUAAAAAUCAGAACAAGUAUUUAUAGACCUCUAUAGGGACCACUUUAGGGACUAGAGAUUAAACUUUAUACCCCUAUAGGGACCUCUUUGCCUUCUAGUGAGCACUCUGUCGUCCCCUAUAAGGGCUGUUUUUAUUUCCUAACCCCUCUAGGGAGCACUCUGGGAUUUCUGAGAGAACCUUUAGGAACUCCAGAGUGGUCCCUAUAGGGGCUCUUGGAGGAUCCCCUCUAGGGAUCACUUUACCAACCCCUAUGGGCGUCACUAAAGCUUGCAAAAGUGGUCCCUAUAGGGGACAUGCUAGUCGAUAAUUUUAAUGAGCUCUUUGCGAAGAAGCAUUUCCAUUCAAAAAACUGAAUAAAUAAGCGUUUUCUAAAUGUAGUUGAAAGACCCCUAUAGGGACUACUCAAGCUUUAGGGGCUAAGAGGUCAGACCCUAAACCCCUAUGGAGACCACUUUUCCGCCCUCUAUAGCUGUCUUCUCCCAAACCCCUAUAGGGAUCACUCUGAAACUCAUAAGUAAGUUUCCAGGACCGCUCUCGUCUCUACUACAACAAGUCCGAACUGCAGCAGUUCGAAGACAUCGAAAGCGAAUGGCCGCUAUUCCUUUGCUAUUUGAUCCUCGACGCCAUGUAUUCCAAGGACGACGACGCCGUGGAAGACUACUGGCGCCAGUUGGAAAGUGUUCGUUUAAGUGGUCUUCUGGAAAAUUCGAUGUUUGAAUAAAUUCUUGGGGUUUCCUUUUGAGAGGGCCUUAAUAAAUAAAGAAAGAAGAAAACUGACAUAAAGGUUCCAGGAAAAGGUGCCAUUAAAAAUCAAAAAAUGAUCUUGGAAGAAGCUUUUUGAGUCUUUAUUUUCGAUUAAAUUCCGUGAAAUGAAAAAAAAUUGGAAGGUUCCAGAAGUAUAAUCAAGAAAACAAGGAAUUUUUCAAUAUAAGAAGAAAAAAGAGCUUGGAAUCAGCUUUCCUGGAAAAUCAGGGAUCUUGGAAUUUCCCCAAAAAACGUCUAAACCUCCUCUUUUCGCACACUCUCUCGCGAAAAUUUUCCUAAUCAAGCGGUGAAUGAACUAUAACCACAUGAAGACUGCGCGAAACAAGAAAUGAAAACAUUUUUCUACAAAAAAUUAAUGAAUUCUUCACGUUUUCUCGAAAAAUGAUCUUAUCUCUACGUGAAUAGGGUAUAUAAGCUGAAGGUUUCCCACUUUGGACACUUCAUCUGGUUCUCUCUUCUUCCUCUCUCUCUCUCCCUCUCUCCAACUCUCUGAAAGCUCUUGGAUCUCUCUACCUUUGCGGGUAACUUUGCGGUUUUCGCUUCUACAUAGUCAAUGGACCAUGUAGUAGCGAAAAGCGAGAAAUUUUCAAAAAAUCUCCUCGUAACGACAAAAAUUGGAGCCUUUUUACGCUUUGAGGAAAACUUUCGAUUAAAUUUCAUCAGUUUUGAUAGAUUCCUACCGAGGAAAAAAUAGCAAAAGCAAACUUCGUUGAAAGGAUUCGAACCCUGGCCUUGGUCUCCGCAGCCUAGCACGCAAGCCACUACACUAAGCGGCCAACUGUUAGUCAUUGCGCGUGGGCGAGACACAUUCCUCCUUGCUGCGUUCCACUCUUCUCACGUGCAAACUUUGAGCCGUCAUAACUCGACUACGAGGCAAAAAUCAAGGAAUUUCAUUUUUGAUUUGGAAUCAGCAUGUCUUAAAGUACAUGAAAGUACGCGAAGUUUCUCGAAAUCCUUUGAAAAAUGGCAUUUUUUCGAACUUAAUUGUAUUCAAACUAUUGGAAUCACAAAUGUUGUAUAAUCCUUAAAAUUUUCUAAAUCUUCAAAAAAUAUUGAUUUCCACUAAACAAAACCACGUAAAAGAAUAUGGCAAAAAGUAGGAAUUUUAUCUGAAUUUCUUUGGGAAUUUUUUUCAUUUCUAAAAUUCCUUCUUUAAACUUUCAUGCUGGUAAAUCUUGUACCGACAAUCCCAAUUUGUACAACUUUACAGGUACUCGUUUUGAGCCCCGAAGGUUUCCGACUGGUUCCAGAACUCUACGCGGUUUCCAAAGAAAAUGUGGCGGCUGAAAAAUCGUCACGAGGCUCUCAACUCCGACAACCAGCCGGGGCUACGUGGGUUCAUAAGGAAGAGUAUAGGACAAAAGCGCCGAUUCCAAGAGCGCCGUUCAAAUUUAGCGCCAGUCCGCAAUGCGCCGUCGCGUGUAUGCGCCGUGUAUGCAGACGCCGCUUUCUUUUGCGCCGAGUCCAUUUGCGCCGAAUCGUUUUGCGCCGUUAUUUCAAAAUUUUAUUUAUUCGCUCUUUUUCUAUCAUUGUUUAUUGAUUGUGUAGUACACAUUCAUAUACGACUCGAAUAAUUUUCGCGCCAUCUGUUAAUAUGGACCUUUCUGCCGCAUUUUCGAAAAAACUCGAACUAUUGUUUCAAGAAAAGUUCAACGUUACGAAAAACGAUUUUCUGCUGUUUCACGUCUGCUAGAAUUAAAACUUUGCCUUACCUAACGCAGAAAAUUUGCAAUCACAAAAAAAAAUCACUCAAUAUGUCAUUUAAAGCAAUAAUUUUUUUUAUCCAUUCUCUUUUUCCUUACGUUUUCUGUAUUUUUUUCGAAAGCAGAAAAAGCAUUUUUUUGCUUUUUAUUUUUUUACUUUGAAAAAGAAAAAAAGGAGAAAAAAAUAUUUUUACCUGGACCAAAGUGGACCUAAAACUCAUCAUUAACGGAUGGCGCGAAAAUUAUUCGAGCCGUAUAUGAAUGUGUAGUAAACAAUUAUUAAAAAAAUAAUAUAAAAAAAGAGCGAAUAAAUAAAAGUUUGAAAUAACGGCGCAAAAACGAUUCGGCGCAAACGGACUCGGCGCAAAAGAAAGCGGCGUCUGCAUACACGGCGCAUACACGCGACGGCGCAUUGCGGACUGGCGCUAAAUUUGAACGGCGCUCUUGGAAUCGGCGCUUUUGUCCUAUACUCAUAAGGAACCUUUUUUAUGAUUUAAAAUAGUUUUUGAGUGGUCCGUUUUUGGCUACUUGAAAAUUACUGCCAUAAUAAAGAUUUCCUUCAAACUUCUCAUUAGCGAAACAGGGAAAAUCGCUAUUUCGAAUCAUUUUUCAGACCUUUCCUCUGGGCACAGUCACUCUAUGUCAUCUGCUGCCUACUGUAUGAAGGAUUCCUGAGCCCGGCUGAGUUGGAUCCGUUGAGCCGACGCCUGUCGGUCUAUGAAAAGAGACCUCCGUGCGAAGUUCAAGGUAAAAAUCGUUGAGGGGAUUCGGAAAUAUUGCAACAAAAAACCUUGUGAUUGUUUUUCCUUGAAAAUUUCUAUAGCACUUUUUAUAGUCAGUCCUUCCCGAUUUUAAAGCCGAGGCUGGGCUGAAAGGGGCAAAAAACGGUUUCGAGCUGAUGCUCAUGCUGGCUAGUUGUCUCAGCGGGCGUACCCGUGUUUUUUGGGGCUAUUUGUGUCUCCGUCGGGGUAAAACGGGCAAAAAACGGGUUCGAGCUGAGGCUCAUGUCAAAAAACGGGUGCAAGCCCGUACUCAUGCGGGUCAGAUGUCUUCGCGGGCUUACCCGUAUUUAACCCUAGUUUUUAAAGCUUUUUGAGUCGUUGGGCAAAAACGGGCGAAAAACGGGUGCAAGCUGAUACUCACGCUGGCAAGGCGUCUCACCGGGUUUACCCGUAUUAUACCCGUACGCGUAAACCUUGUUUUUUGAGGCUCUCUGAGACUACUCUUGAUGAGCAGAUGUCUCAGCGGGCGUACCCGUAUUUAACCCUUUUUUUUAAAACUUUUUGAAUUUCAGUUGGGCUAAAACGGGCGAGAAACGGGCUUAGGAAGAGAUAGGAGACUCAGCUUUGUUUUUCGAAAAUCUGAGUCCCAACGGUGCCUCAGCUGUGAUAAAAAAAAACCAAGAGUUCUACCAGCUGGGCUUUACGGAAUCGAUACGGGCACACCCGCUUAGAGCCCGUGUAAGCCCUCAACAACAUGAGAGUAUAAUCAACAAGGACCUUUAAUAAAAUUCACCGCAAAAUUCCUCAAGAAACCGAUAAAACUCACAGAUUUCCUUGGUUGCAGUGGCGAUCCUCGCCGAAUCGGCCUGUGUCCAAAAAGAGCUUCGCCUCAACAAUAUCGUCGUCCAGCGGGUUGACGAAAUCGACCCCGUUUUCCAGAUUCUGCCCGCCUCAGUCCUUUCCCAACUUUUGGCCAAGUGAUUUUCGACCAUUUUCUGAAAAUCAGGGAUUGAAUUUAGGAUCGGAGAGUCCGAAAAAUUGAAAUUAUCGGGCCGACCUUUGGACCGACAAGUCGGAUUGCUCAGCACCAGUAGACUGUAUCAAAUUGGCAGCAAAUUCGUCAUUUUUACGCCUCAGGUAUAGUUAAUGGACUGGCUAUAUAUCCAGCUGGGGAUUCGGGAUUUUCCACUACUAAUAUAAUUUAAACCGUCGCGAUGGGGAUCGAACCUGUGACCCUUUGGACCGUAGACGGGAACACAACGUACUGGGAAAAUUUCUAGUGGCCACUGUAGGGUUUUGACGUUUUAGUGGCCACUGUAGUGGUCAAAAUAGUGGCCACUAUAGAGGUCUAAGUGCUAAUACUAGACCACUAAAAAUUUUAGUGGUCACUUUAGGGGUUAGUGGAUCAACAUAACUGGUCCAACCUGUUUAUUUUAGAAUUAUCAGAGUUACUAGAAGGAAUACUGGAUGAAAAACUACUGAAAUGGCCACUAAAACGGAAAAUAGUGGCCACUAUAGAAGUUGGUAUAGUGGCCACUUAAGUUUCCUCUCCAAGUAGUCCUUGGCGAUAGUGGCCACUAAAAAUUUUCCCAGUACGGCCCCAGAUUCUAGGCUUAAUUUUCACGGACUCUUGCACAAAAUCUGUGGAUUCAGUUCAUGGAAUGCCGUCGAUCGCAUCUGAUGUACGACAUCCGGAUUCUGACGGAUGAAUGGAGCAGCGAAUUACAGUACAUUUACGCGUCCUGGAACAGCGUCAGCAUCAGUGGCCGGCCCCUUGUCGUCCUUGUCGUCACUCAGUCGAUGCUUUCUACGGUUUUUGCUUCCAAAAAAUGACCAAUUUUCCCUCUUAGGAAGGCCUGUCCCACUUCUCCAACAUCCCCCUCAAUCGGCAUAUGAAAUCGACCGUCAUUGGUGCUAUCAAAAAGAUCAGUACCGGAUAUUUGAGUGGGGCCAGGUGAUCUUUUUUUCUUCUCAUUAUAAAAAGCUUCCGGGUGAUGAAAAACUUGUCGGAGAGAAAUUAUCGAUAAAAUGAAGUCUCUACGACCUUUUCAAGCCAUUUUCGAACGUUACUUUUUACUUUUUGAACCUGUCUAGUUGAAAAUUUUACUCCUGAAGGCUGUUUUGGAUUUUCGGAUCUUGCCUGUUUCAAAUUCUAAAUUCGGGUUAAAUUUAUAGUUAUAUGAAUGUUAUUACAUACAAAAAGCUUCCAAAGGGGUGAUAAAAAACCUGUCGGACAAAAAUUCCUGACAAAAUGAAUCAAUGACCUUUUUUUGGGGGCGUUUUUUUCAAGCCAUGGAGGCUUUUAAAAACCGCUUUUUGAACCUAUUCAGAAAUAUCUAGUCUCUUUUAAUCAUUUUAUUUUCCCUUAUCUAAAUUUUUUUCCCCCUUUCUACUUGAAAUUUUGGACCUUGCCUGUUUCAAAUUUCAAAUUUAGGUUAAUAUUAUGUUUAUUUGAAUGUUUUCACAUACAAAACACUUCCAGAGGUGAUGAAAAAGUUCGGACAAAGAUUUUUGACAAAAAUAAAUGGUUACGACUUUUUAAAGGCAUUUUUCAAGCUUUAGAGGUUCCUAAAAUCCGCAUUUUACGUUUUGAACCCACAUAUCAAGUUUUCUCCGAAACCCCUUUAUUUUCAUUUUCAAUUUGAAUCAAAAUUCUAGUUUUAUGAGUUUUUUUUUUUUUCACGUACAACAAGCUUCCAGAGUGGUGAUGAAGAACUUUUCGACAAAAAUUAUGGACAAAAUUAAAUAUCUAUGACUUUUAUUGGGAACUUUUGAACGUGAGGAGCCUUAGUUAUUUUUUCCGUGGUUUGAAAGCUAUAUUUCAAUUUUAAUUUUCGGAUCUUUACAGCUUCAAAUUGAACAUUCAAGUUAUAGUCUGUGUGCCAUGACUUGAAAUUUCACAGAACGACAUUCCGCUGUUCCGCUGCGUGCGUUCGCGAAGCGUCUUUCGAAUCUAGGUCACGCUUUCAAUUGAUUGUUAUUGCUGUGUGAGCACAUGAAAGUAGAGCCUUAAGAAAAGAAAAAAAUGAUUAAAAGCGCGACCAAGGUUCGCAAAGGCGCGCAGCGGCACAGCGGAAGUCGUUCCGUGAAAUUACAAGUCGUGGUACACAUUAUGGUUAUAUGAAUGUUUUAUAUACAAAAAGCUUCCAGAGUGGUGAUGAAGAACUUGUCGGACUUUUUCCGCACGACGGCCGUCAGCAAAAUGGAAUUUCGCGGCGGGGGCGUCGAGGAGAUCCUCGGGGCGGUUAGCGAGGAAAAAGUCACGUUCAAUCUUCACACUGGGGAUAAUAAGGACAGUAGAGGUUGGGCGAAGAAGUGACAACUAAGGAGGAUGACGAUUUUAGUCGGGAUCUCCGUGGCAUCGCCUCGGGUUACUCUGAAACGAGGCGAUUCCGUGAAGGAUCGAAGCGCCUACUCGAUGAUCCACAAGGCGUCGAUGCGACAUCGCUCCAUCGCUUUGGAUAGCAAUGACAGCGGUGAGUUUGAGACUUUGAGAUUUUCCUGCGAGAGACUCACAAAAAUGGCUAUUUGAAUGAAAAAAUGUAAAAAGAGAAGAUCGAGUUUUAUCAAAUAAAGUGCCGCUUUCCGCGUGUCUGCGUCUCUCUGUUCCCUCACCGGGGAGGUCCGAGAAACGUGAAAAUAGCACGUAAACAUGAGAGUGACGUAGAGAGAUAAGGAGGGCGCAGAGAAGUCGCGAAAAUCCAAAUCAUAGAAAAUCCAUAAGGUCACUAGAGGGACCACUUAAGCUUGAGGGGUCUGACCCCUCUAAGGACCACUUAAUUCCUACCCCUACAGGGACCACUUUUUUGUGUUCUAUACUGGCUGUCCUCUAACCCCUAUAGGGACCACUCUCCCGCGAGAAGUCCCGCUCUUUCUAACACGGACUAUACGUCUUUUCAAUUUCCAAAUCAUAAAAAAUUGCAUAAGGUCACUAGAGGGACCACUUAAGCUUCACGGGUCAGACCUUAAACCCCUGAAUUCUACCCCUACAGGGACCACUUUUAUUUUCUAUACUGGCUGUCCUCUUACCCCUAUAGGGACCCCUCUGGCGAACCUAAGUGAUCGCAAUUUGAUGCUAUUACUACCUCCUGGAACCCUCUAAUUUUUAUUUUUGUCAAAUUUUGUCAAACCUAGAGUUGAAUCUUAUGGAAAACUAGAAAACCCGAGGUUCCAGACCUGGUCCAGCUCCGACUGGCCUACAAGAACCGAGGAAGAGAGUUGGAAUCGCCGCUGGCGACGGUUUCCAACAGAACCACUCCGCCAAGACAACUGGGUCUGGUGCGGGAAGAGCCCAGCCAAUUGAGGACCCUUCUGAACACGGUCCGGAAGGAAUCGUCCAGCGAGUCCGUUUCCGUUGUUCCUGUAUUCUCCGCGAAGGUAUUAUUGAAAAAAAAGAGAACAGGGAAGCAAGAAGGAGUAGAGAAACAGGUAAAUGAGAAAGAGAGAGUAGAAAAACAGGUCAAUCAAGAGGGAGGUUAAAGAAAUAAAAAAAACGCCAGCCCUCUUGUUUUUGAGCACUGUCUAGCUCUAGAAACUUUCUCUUUAAUAGGUUAUUUCUACCGUUAUCGAUUGGAAUACUGGUGAAAAAACUAGUUUAUUUCGUAAACUUCUCAUGUCAAAAAAAAAUUCAGCUUACAGUAUUUUUAUAAUAAUAACAGCUCAAAAGCAAAAAAAUAAAAUAUUUGACAAAAAUAUGUUUUUUUCAACGACUAGCAUCUUUUUACAGAUGAACGAGAUGAAAGCCGAUGAUUUGAUCGAUCUCCUACUUGACACGACCGUCUUGGAGGAACAAACUUCGAUUAUUCACUGCUUGUGGAUGAACUUGUGGGUUUUUUUUUGUUGUCUCAAAAAACUUCUUUGAGUAUAUUUCAGUGGUCCCAACUACGAUACCCAACUUGCGGAGCAAAGCGUCACAGUUCGGAUGCUCAUGGAGGAGGUUUAUGCAAAGGUAAGCUAGAAAAAAAAAGAAAAUUGAAAAGGUAAGAAGAAUAAAAGAAGCAGCUUUUCCCAUUUCUUUUCACGUCAAGUUCUCCGUACCGAAAUGUCGUUUUUUACGCUCCGUAUACAGUACUGGCCAUAAAAGGUAUUUCAAAGUGGUUAUUCGAGCAUAACUUCUCUGAAAAUGGCUCAAAUGACUUGAAACUUUGCAAAAAAAUUUCAAAUAGCUACGCAGUAACUCUUUCACAAAAAGAAAAAAACUCAUUUGCUCAACUCAGACCGGAUUUGGGAGCAAAAACCAAAAAAAUCGUGAAAAAUCAAGAUUUUUUUCUCUUGAGAUUCGAAAAAAAUCAUAUCUUCAAAGAAACUUCGUUUUCGAACCAGAAACUUUUUCCCCAGUAAAAACAAAUCUUUGGCUUUCCAAAAACCUUAUCAGCCCCUCACCAACCCGAUAGUAAGAGCGUAGUGACUUUUUCUUCGGAAGGUCCUUGCGUUUUGAAGCCUCGUCAUUCGAAUGGACUAUACGAGGUCAUUUUUGUUUGAGAACACCCUGUGUCAUGUUGAAAAACUUUGAAACACCCUCAAAAAAUAGUUGUACACUGAUUUCUUCAGCUUUCUCACUUUAUCUGCUCUCCAGAACUCACUAACUUCACUAGGACCGAUUUUGAAACCUCUGAUUUGAAGCGGUUAUGCUCCUUUUUCAAAAUCAGAACAUUCUCGAUUUCUCAUUUCAGAUUUCAGAGCUUCUUCAGAACCUUUAUGAAUGAAAAUGAAAAAAGACUCACUGUGUUUCGUUUACUUAUUCAAAAGAUAUAGUGAUUCAUAAUGAGUUUCUUAAAGUUCCAAAACUUCGGUUCAGCAAGUGUUGCUUAGAGGGCUCCAAAUCUUGUAGAAGAUGAUAAAAAAACCCUUUUUUUCAUAUUUUUUUAAAUGUUUUUAGAUCAUGAGAUAAAUUUGUAACUCCUCUUUGUAGCUCUCAAAUCAAAAGAUAGGCACUGUAAAAAGUUUCUUUAAAUUUUAUGUGAAAAAUAAGUUUUUUUGAUCUUGUGAAACUAAUGCUUUAGCAAAAAAAUUAGCGGUCUUCAGGAACUAAGAGGCUGCAAUUUAGCCAAUAUUUAUUUUUUUAAAUUCACGAAUGAAAAAGCGAUUGAUCAGAUAAAAAAACUACUUUGAACGCCCGAAAGUCCAGAAAAACUGUUCAAAUCAGAGGUUUCAAAAUCGGUCCUAGUGAAGUUAGUGAGUUCUGGAGAGCAGAUAAAGUGAGAAAGCUGAAGAAAUCAGUGUACAACUAUUUUUGAGGGUGUUUCAAAGUUUUUCAACAUGACACAGGGUGUUCUCAAACAAAAAUGACCUCGUAUAGUCCAUUCGAAUGACGAGGCUUCAAAACGCAAGGACCUUCCGAAGAAAAAGUCACUACGCUCUUACUAUCGGGUUGGUGAGGGGCUGAUAAGGUUUUUUGGAAAGCCAAAGAUUUGUUUUACUGAGGAAAAAAGUUUCUGGUUCGAAAACGAAGUUUCUUUGAAGAUAUGAUUUUUCGAAUCUCAAGAGAAAAAUCUUGAUUUUCACGAUUUUUGGUUUUUUGCUCCCAAAUCCGGUCUGAGUUGAGCAAAUGAGUUUUUCUUUUGUGAAAGAGUUACUGCGUAGCUAUUUGAAAUUUUUGCAAAGUUUCAAGUCAUUUGAGCCACUUUCAGAGAAGUUAUGCUCGAAUAACCACUUUGAAAUACCUUUAUGGCCAGUACUGUAACUGCUAUUUGAUCAUCUACAGCUCUUCCUGGGCUAAAAUCUCGAUUAGCAGGGCUUUAUAUCAUCCUUUACGUUUCGUUAUCUCGUCUAGUUGAUCAUCUACAGCCCUUCUUGGAAGAAAAUCGCCGGAAAAGGUCGUAUCACUGAUAUUUGGCUAUUUUUUUUUAGGAAAACUUUUCUUAGCAAUGCUUAAUAUCACCUUUUACGCUCCGUAUCACUUCAACUUGAUCAUCUACAGCCUUUCUUGGAAGAAAAUCGCCGAAAAUAGUGAUUUCCUUGAAAAGUUGGUCACCGAGUUUUUUGAGCUUCAUAUUUCCGAGCUGAAGGUUUGAUGAGUAGGCUUAUUCUGUUCUCGCAGACCUUAAUAUCGUCUUUCACGAUCCCAAUCAUUUUCAUUUGAUCAUCUACAGUCCUCCUUGGGAUAAAAUCUAUCCUAGAACCUUCCACAUUUUUUAUUACUCCUAGUUGAUCAUCUACAGUUAUUCUCGGGGGAAAAUAGCUCUUAACAGUUCUUCACGUCGUUUUUCGCCUUUCUUAUCACUUUUAGUUGAUCAUCUACACUCCUCUUGGAAGAAAGAUUCUCUUAGCAAUUGCUACCACUUUCAGUUAAUCAUCUACAGUUCCUCUCGGAAGAAAAUCUCUCAUAGCGGUUGAUAUCAUUUCCAUUUGAACAUCUACAGUCAUUCUUGGAAGAAAAUCUUUCUUAAAAGUUGAUAUCAUUUUCAUUUGAUCAUCUACAGUCAUUCUUGGAAGAAAAUCUUUCUUAAAAGUUGAUAUCAUUUCCAUUUGAUCAUCUACAGUUUUCUUGGAAAAAAUGUCAUUUAGCAGUUGCUAUCACUUAUUUGAUCAUCUACAGUCUUGGUAGAAGAUCCCUCUUAGCAGUGCUUAACAUCGCUCUCACUUCCAUUUGAUCAUCUACAGUCAUUCCUGGGUGUAAACUGCAAAAAAUGGCCCUUCCUAGGCUUGCGAAUGUCGCGAAUGGGCGCUGGUCCGUCUGACGUCGGGCCUUCUCGAAAAGCAACUUGAGGAACUCGGGAAAGCCGUCACGCAUUUGCUCGUUCGCCAGAAGCAAAUCACGGUUUCUCGCUUGGAGAAAAUAAUCUUCAAGAAGUUGUUCUAGAUGGGAUUACCGUCGAAGAAGGAGGAAGUGAUAACGUGUCCCAAGACGAACGAAGAGCUGGAGGAGAUUAUGAGGAGAGUCUAUGGAAAUGACCCCAAUGCGUUCACCUUGAGCCAGGUAACAAGAUUUGAAAAGAAAAUAGGGGGAAAAUUGGCUUUUUUCUACUAAUGUCUAACCUGUCUGCGCCCUCUUUUCUCUCGCCGAAAAAGUCCUUAAGGCGCAAAAAAGAGUGAAUGAAAGUUGAGGGAAAAGAGAGCGCAGAGAAAUCAGAGAAGUCAAAGAAAAAGUCCAAAAUAAAAAUCGAGUAAAAAGGUAGAAUUCAAGGCAUUUUCUCAAUGGAGCGCGUUUGGAUAUGAAAAAUUAGCUUUUGAAAAAAGAAAUUUCCAACUUUUAUAGAAAAUUGAAGCAAUAGCCGUUGGCUUCUUGGAAAAUUAAAGAAAGCUCAGAAACUCUAGAGUGGUCCCUAUAGGGGUUAGGGACAAAAAGCUGUUCUAGGGACAAAAAAGAGCGUUACCUAAGGGGUAUCGUCUCCAUGGCGUUCAGGGUCUGACCCCUAAGUCGCUUAAGUGGCCCCCUAGUGGUUUUCGAAAUUUUUUUCUGAUUUAUAGUGAAAUUUGAUCGAUGAGGGGCUGCAAGCUACAGCGGUCUGUAUAGGCGAAGGUGAAGUGGUCCCUAGAGGGGAAUCUUCCAAGGGCCCGAAGAAUUUUCCAAAAAAAUAAAGUUUUUUUCAGUUCAAAUGAGAGAUAGCAAUGAAAAUAAAUGGAAAAAAAAUAUUUCAAUAUUACUUGAAACGGGGGUCUGAGAAAAAUUUCGAAUAACUGGCUUUUUUUUCAAAUCUAAAAAGUAUUGAUCGUUCAGAAAUAGAAAAGGACAUUAUAUGAAUAUGGAUAUGUUUUUCUUAAAUUGUUUUUGUAGCGGGAGUCAUGUUUAGGAGAUCGUCAUCUCCUUGGGCUCCUUGGUUCGAACAGAACCGAAGCUUUUCGUCGAGAUGUUCCGGCUACGAAUUGGGCUCAUUAUUCAGGUUUUUUUCUGGGUUCUCCAAGAACUCAGCCCAGGCUUUGAGCAGUUCAUCCUAAUGAUUCUUCAGGUCCUCGCCUCGGAGCUGGCCCGACUUCGGAACCUUUCCGGCGCCGACGCAGCCGACAAACUGUUAACAAUCAGUCCCUUCGAACUCAAGUCCAUGCUCUUCUCGCUGCUCAGCGGUCGGUUGCUGGAGGAAUACAGUGACGACGGACACGUCGAUGCGGCCAAAGACACUCGGACCGGCAUCGGAUCCUUCAGACGACAGAUCGAAGAGAGAAAAGUUGGAUUGAACUUCUUGAAGUUUCAAAAUCGACUCCUUUAGUCUCUCCGGAAGUCGACCCGGAGUAUGGCCGGGAACGUCGGCCUGACUCGGGAUCAGGAGGAAGAAGAGGAAUCUGAAGUCGAGGAGGACGACUUCCAGUUCGGCAUCUGGCUGAGGCAUCGUCGGAUCGACGGCGCCUUGAAUCGAGUCCCCAACAAUUUCUAUGCGGUUUGUCUUUUUUCCUUGACCUAAAUCUUCCUUGUAAGUGGUCACUUGAGAGGAGAGGGGUUCAAAUUAAGCUUCAGUUGAAGUGGCCUCUCAAGGGAGUUUCUUAGCUUCCAAGAGGUCACUUGAGGCGAAACUGUCGAUAAGUUGAUGUGCCAUGAAUUCAAAGUGGUCCCUCAAGAAAUUUUCUGAGCGUGUAAGUGGUCACUCGAGGGAUUUUUUUUGAACGUCGUGGCCACUUGAGAGUAGAUGCCAUCCGGUCAAGCAUUUAGUGAAGGUAUCAAGUUAUCAAGCUUCGAAGUGUCCAAGUGGUCCCUCAAAGGAUUUUCUGAGCGUCCAAAUGGUCACUCAAGGGAGUUUCUGAGCGUCCAAGUUGUCACUCAAGGGAUUUUCUAAGCGUCAAAGUGGUCACUUGAGAGGAAAUGUCAUCCAGUCAAGCAUUUAGUCAAGGUAUCAAGUUAUCAAGCUUCGAAGUGUCCAAGUGGUCCCUCAAAGGAUUUUCUGAGCGUCCAAAUGGUCACUCAAGGGAGUUUCUGAGCGUCCAAGUUGUCACUCAAGGGAUUUUCUAAGCGUCAAAGUGGUCACUUGAGAGGAAAUGUCAUCCAGUCAAGCAUUUAGUCAAGGUAUCAAGUUAUCAAGCUUCGAAGUGUCCAAGUGGUCUCUCAAUGGAUUUUUUGAGCGUCCAAGUGGCCAUUUAAGAGAGUUCCUGAGCGUCCAAGUGUUCACUCAAGGGAUUUUCUGAGCGUCCGAUUUAUGAGUGACUUGAGAAGGAACUGGCAAAAAAAUCUUCCGCAUACCAUUCUUUCAAAAAUUUUCAAAAAUUCAAUUUUUGGCCUAUAUCAACAUGAGCUUAACAGUUCUUAAGUGAUUACUUGAGGGAUCGGACAAGCGUCUCUCAAUGAGAAUUCCUUUAGGAGGUGGUUCAAAAAUUCGGAACCUGAACCAUCUCUAGAGUGACCACUUGAAGUUUAUCAAAAAUGCCUCUUUUCUCAUCAUUUUGAGAUCAAUUCUCAUGGCAUUUUGCUCGAAAUCGGCUCAAAAUCAAGCUCCAAAACUCAAAGAAGAGUCAUUUCAGUCGCUCUGGGAUACGGUACACAAAAUGCCGCAUGGCCUCCGAAUCAAUGAUACGAUUUUGCAUUGGGGUCUGACCCAGGAGAUGACCAGGAAGGAGAUCAAGUUCGCCUUGGAGGUUGAGGAAGCCUUGAAUCAGAUCUCCGAGCCGGAAUAUCGUGAAUUGGUGGGAUUUUUCGAAAAAAUCCUUGAAAGAUGAUCGGAUUCAGGUGGUGGAAGCCCUGUGGCUCCUGGGACGGCUCGAGAAGAUCAUGCUGAUGGACGAGCCGAAAAUCCCGAGGGACCGACCUCUGAACGUCGACGCCAUACUCCAGUCGGCUAAUACGAUCUUCGUCGAGCAUAAUGUUGGUUUGGGAAAUAUUCUGGCGAACUUUCACAAAAUUAUCAAAAUUCUUUCUUCGUUAGGAGCAUAAUUUCAAAAAUCUACAGUUUUCAGGUGUCCAGCUUAAGUUAGGGCGUCCUGGGCCGACCCGAACCGCAAAGAAGUGAAAAAAAAAACUUUUUUGACAGCGUGCUCGGCCUGGGAUGCGUUUCGGUAGCUCCAGGUCUCAUUCAUGUUGGCUACCUACGAGAUUUAACCCGUUUACCGCCCGCCGAUCGCCCGAGACGGGAUUUUAGACCGGACAUAGGCCCAUUCCAACGUAUCAGUGACAACCCUAGAACACCCGUUUUGCGAAAUUAUGACUUCUUAGCCCAAAAGCUACUGGGUAGAAGUGAAAUAGAGUAAAAGUCCAGCAAAAAAUCCAGUUUUCUCCAUUUUUUCUCUCCAUCAAACCCAUUUCUAUGUCAGUAUUGUUGAAAACCUAACUUCGCCUAUUAUGCGCCUAUUUUUUAGAGUAGGAUAACACCGAGAAAAAAAAUCUACAAAAAUCUUCAUAUACUGCUUUUGCAAUUCAUAGAUUAAAUUCGCUAACAUGAGCAAUAUUGCUUAAAAUCAGGAACUUAUUUUUUAAAAAGAAAAAUCAUUUACGUCUUGUGUCCAAACUUGAAGUGAUGAGGUCCAAAAAUCAGGUAAUCCAUUUUGAAACAAAUUACCGUGAUUUUCAAAUUACUGUAGCUCGAAAUUCGGUGUGCCUAUUUCGAGUCAUAUGAUUAUUAUAUUGAAAAAAGUUUGAGCGAAUUUUAUCAAUUUAAAAUACCUAACCUGUAUAAAAUUCCCACAAAGAGGAAUUGGGCUUCAGAAGCAACUGGGCACGGUGGUCCUGGACUGCUGUGGCGGUGGGAAGAAGUGCGAUGGGGCGCGAGGCAUCUGCAAGCAUCUCUACGAUUCGGCGCCCGCGGGCGAGUACGGCACCAGCCACUACAUCAUCCGCGCCAUGAUGCUCGCUUUCACCUGA
This is a messenger RNA of Caenorhabditis auriculariae, 18746 nucleotides long. The record is from the annotation of a GenBank genome assembly. Lineage: Eukaryota; Metazoa; Nematoda; Chromadorea; Rhabditida; Rhabditidae.